Messenger RNA from Gossypium arboreum, 3751 nucleotides. Its product is annotated as probable starch synthase 4, chloroplastic/amyloplastic. The record is from RefSeq and is a predicted model, not a curated record. Bases 277 to 3411 code for a protein of 1044 amino acids. NCBI's taxonomy places the organism in Eukaryota, Viridiplantae, Streptophyta, Magnoliopsida, Malvales, Malvaceae. Gene Ontology annotation, molecular function: alpha-1,4-glucan glucosyltransferase (UDP-glucose donor) activity. The transcript is spliced from 16 exons.
AAAUAAACAUACCUUAACAAUAAAACAAAGGAGUCAUCAAUCAAAAGGAGUUUCAUUCCCUCCACUGAGAUAUUAUCAGCAUUUUAAGAUAUUUAUUACUUAGUAUCUUCAUUUUUCUAUACUAAGCUUUCCCUCUCAGGCAGGAAGCUAUCGUUAUGCCAAAGAAAGCGGUUAUUCUUACCCUCCCAUUUAUCUUUUAAAUUCGUCGGUAUAGAAAAAUGGAAAACAAGCUUUUCUCAGUCAUUUGAAAGAAAAAAGAAUCAUCAUAAUAAAGAAAUGUCUGCAAAGUUAUCGGCUUGCUUUUUCAGUCAUGGCUUUAGUUGUUUGAAUAACAGUAGUUAUAAAAACACUGUUGAUAAGCAUAAGAAUGUAUAUAUGAGGGUGCUGUUUUUGCCUUCGCGUCAAUUCCUCCCAGCUUAUUGUAAAAUGCGGCAACGUAAUCUCAGUUCAAAUCAUAAAAGGCAACGAAUGAGUAAACCUCCUUCUGAGCGGAUUCCAACGAGUGCAGAGUUGCUGCCGAUUAGGGAUGAGGAAUCUGAACCUGAAAAUUCUUUUCCAAAUGGUGUAGAUGUGGAGCCUUUUGUAAAUCAUGAAACUAGUGGAAAAGAUGAUGUUAACACUGUGAUAGAUGUAGAGAAUAUCGCCGAACAGAAUUCGGGCACUCUAUCUGCCUCUGCUGUUGAGACUAACGGAGACGUGGAGCGUACCAGUGAACAGAUUAUAAACGGCCUUGUGCUGCCUUCUGUAACAAAAGCUUUGGCCAUAAAUGGAGAGCAGCUCUCAAGUAUGCAACUAGAGGAACUGGUAGGCAUGAUAAAAAAUGCAGAGAGAAAUAUCCUUGUUCUCAAUCAAGCACGGGUUCAUGCGCUAGAAGAUAUUCAUAAAGUUCUUGAUGAGAAGGAGACUUUGCAAGGAGAAAUUAACAUUUUGGAAAUGAGAUUGGCAGAGGCUGAUGCACGGAUUAAAGUUGCUUCUCAAGGAAAGAUACAUGUGGAGUUCCUAGAAAGUCAAUUAAAGAUGUUGCGAAAUGAGUUAACCGGCAGGUGUGAGCUUGAACCAUAUGAGAAUCAAAAGAAAUUUUCGAAUGAGGAAGUGCUUUCAACACAUGAUGAUCAUUCUCUUAACAAGGAUGUUGAUUCAUUAAGGACAGAGAAUCUAGCCCUAAAAAAUGAUAUCCAAGCACUUAAGUCUAUGAUUAGCAAUGUCAAGAACACUGAUGAACGCAUGGCAACAUUGGAAAAUGAAUGCUCUUUUCUAGGGUCCUCUGUGAAGGAGUUGGAGUCUAAACUAUUGGUUUCUCAGCAAGACUCUUCAAAAAUUUCUGCUAUAAAGGUUGAACACGAGGAGCUAUGGGAAAAGGUAGAAAAUUUGCAACAGUUGUUCGAUACGGCAACUAAACAGGCAGAUCAAGCCACUUUAGUGUUACAGCAAAACCAGGAUCUUCGAAAGAAGGUUGAUAAAUUGGAAAAAUCUCUUGAAGAGGUUAACGUCCUUAAGGUGUCAUCUGACAAAAUGCAACAAUAUAAUGAACUCAUACAGAAAAAGAUAAAACUACUAGAGGAGCGUCUUCAAAAGUCUGAUCAAGAGAUAUAUUCUUUUGUCCAAUUAUAUCAAGAAUCUCUGGAGGCAUUUCAGGAUACUCUUAAUAGUUUGAAAGAAGAAAGCAAGAAAAGGACAUCAGAUGCACUAGUUGAUGAUGUGCCUUGGGAAUUUUGGAGCCGCUUAUUGCUUACUAUUGAUGGUUGGGUGCUUGAGAAGAAAAUAUCAAACAGUGAUGCAAAGCUUUUGAGAGAACUGGUGUGGAAGAAGGAGCAAUGCAUUCGUGAUGCACAUAUUGCAUGCAAAGAAAAGAAUGAGCGUGAAGUUAUAUCUACAUUUCUCCGGCUGGCAUCCUCACAAACUAGUCCAGGGUUGUACAUCGUUCAUAUUGCCGCUGAGAUGGCACCAGUUGCUAAGGUUGGUGGUUUGGGAGAUGUUGUGACUGGUCUUGGUAAAACACUGCAGAAGAAAGGACACCUUGUAGAGAUUAUUCUUCCAAAAUAUGAUUGUAUGCAAUAUGACGGCAUUCAUGACUUAAGGGCCUUAGAUGUGACUGUAGAGUCAUAUUUUGAUGGCAAACUAUUUCAAAAUAAAAUUUGGGUUGGUACUGUUGAAGGUCUUCCUGUUUAUUUUAUUGAGCCUCAUCAUCCCAACAAGUUCUUCUGGAGAGGUCAAUAUUAUGGAGAGCAUGAUGAUUUCAAGCGUUUUUCAUUUUUCAGUCGCGCGGCACUCGAGUUUCUUCUUCAAGCUGGCAAGAAACCAGAUAUAAUUCACUGCCAUGAUUGGCAGACAGCUUUUGUUGCACCACUUUACUGGGACUUGUAUGCUCCAAAAGGUUUAAAUUCAGCUCGAAUAUGUUUUACAUGCCAUAACUUUGAGUACCAAGGGACUGCAUCUGCUUCAGAAUUGGCAUCAUGUGGUCUGGAUGCCCAGGAGUUAAAUAGACCUGAUAGGAUGCAGGAUAACACAGCACAUGACAGUGUCAAUCCUGUUAAGGGUGCAAUUGUGUUCUCUAACAUAGUGACGACAGUAUCACCCACUUAUGCACAAGAAGUCCGAACUGCUGAGGGAGGAAAAGGCCUCCAUUCAACACUGAAUUCUCACUCAAGAAAGUUCAUGGGAAUCUUAAAUGGGAUAGAUACUGAUGCAUGGAAUCCUGCCACCGAUAAUUUUCUCAAAGUGCAGUAUAGUGCUAAUGAUAUGCAAGGGAAAGCAGAAAAUAAAGCUGCAAUGAGAAGGAAUCUAGGGCUUUCAUCUGCUGAUGAUCAAUGGCCAUUGGUAGGCUGCAUAACAAGAUUGGUGCCACAGAAAGGUGUUCAUCUGAUUAAACAUGCCAUAUAUCGAACAUUGGAGAUGGGCGGUCAGUUUGUACUACUUGGUUCAAGUCCAGUUCCCCACAUUCAGAGGGAAUUUGAGGGUAUAGCAAACCAAUUCCAAAACCACGAAUGCAUUCGGCUAAUAUUAAAAUAUGACGAGUCUCUUUCUCAUGCCAUUUACGCAGCAUCUGACAUGUUCAUCAUCCCAUCUAUUUUUGAACCUUGUGGCCUUACACAGAUGAUAGCAAUGAGAUAUGGUUCAGUACCCAUUGCAAGAAAAACUGGCGGUCUAAAUGACAGCGUUUUCGAUGUCAAUGAGGAGACAAUACCUCAUCAAAUUCGAAACGGAUUUACAUUUACAACUCCUGAUGAACAGGGAAUAAACGGUGCCGUGGAGCGUGCAUUUAAUUUCUACAAGAACAACAAAGAGAGUUGGAAACAACUCGUUCAGAAGAACAUGAAUAUAGAUUUCAGCUGGGAUUCUUCAGCUUCACGAUACGAAGAACUUUAUGCCAAGUCUAUUUCAAGAGCAAGGGCACAAGCGAGUAACAAUUGAGUUACAUUUGGUUGAGUGGACAAGUACAAAAGAACAAUCGAAAGCAGCCCUGAUUUGUCGACAUUGGUUAUGAGUGAAGGUCAGUAACGUUAAACCUGCACUGGUGAGUUCGGUAUUCAUUGCACCUUUAUCCAGUUCAUAGUUACAUGUUGUCACACCAUUCAUAUCAUUGAUAAAGCUUUAUGUGUAUAUAUAUAUAUAUACAUUGCCUUCAUUCUCCUCAGGGUAACUUCAUAUACUUAUAUGUAAGUGGUCACUGUAACAUUGUCUAGUUCUCAAAAUACUAAAUAGAACGCUGAGAAGUUUAUUCGGGAAUAUAUUUAUACUUAAUUUGUCGAAA